Messenger RNA from Momordica charantia (bitter melon), 2034 nucleotides. RefSeq lists its product as uncharacterized. Gene Ontology annotation, molecular function: ubiquitin binding. The record is from RefSeq and is a predicted model, not a curated record. Lineage: Eukaryota; Viridiplantae; Streptophyta; Magnoliopsida; Cucurbitales; Cucurbitaceae.
UUAUUUUUAAAAUCAAAAUCGAAUGAUCUCAUUUCAGAUUGACGAUGCCCAGUUCCUUGCCUCUUAAGUAGCCCGCGACUCUUCGUUUCACACAAUCGAUCAAUUUUUCCACUCUCAGGAUUCUGUCGAUCCCGAUCACUGAUGAUGGGUUUCCAGAAGGUUUACGAAGUUCUGAGCCAGCUAUUUCCUGAGGUUGAUUAUCGGAUUCUAAGGGCUGUGGCCCUUGAAAAUCAUAACGAUGUUAAUGAAGCUGUUAAUGACAUUCUCAUAGAGAUUAUCCCUCGUUUAUAUGAAGAAACCAAUUUACCCUCUAAGGAUACUUCUCUUGAGGUUGCAUCUAACAUAGAAGUUGAGAAUAAAACGAAGUCGGAUUCUGAAGUAGGACUGAAUCAUGUAGCACCUAGAAACUCAAGUGGUUUGGUCUAUGAAGAUCGUGAUCAUGAACAAAUUCAUCAAAUUGGCACACACUUGAAACAAGUGACUGAGGAUAUCGAAGGGGAUAAGCAAUUAUUUGAUGGAGUUGAUGGAAGCUUGAAUGAUUGUAAUUCUCAUCUUAUUCGUGAUUCGAACACCAUGCUCGUGCAAGAAUUAUACAGCAUAGAAUCGCGUCAUGAUUGCUCUAUUCCUACAGUACAGGAUUUCGAUAGCCAGAUUGCCAAUCCAUCUUUUGAAAAUCAUUCACCGGUUCAACCUGAAAUCCAGAUUCUUUCAGAACCUGAUUAUCAGAAAUCAAAUGCAAAUGACACUUUGGAUCCUAGUCCCAAGCAAGAGUGUUCUACUGUUGAAAUGAGCGAAAAUGGAGAUAAGUUUAUGGGGAAUAGUUCCUUGAUCACACAAUCAGGGGAACUAUGUAGAGUGGAACUUCUUGAUGAGAUCAUCGAGGAUGCUAAGAGCAACAAGGUAUUUUUAUUUUCAGCUAUGGAAUCAGUUAUUGAUAAGAUGAGGGAAUUGGAACAGAAGGAGAAAGAUGUUGAGAAAGCCAGAGAAGAAGCUGCCAAUGGAGGGUCGGAAAUUACAGCCAAAGUAGAGAAACUGAAACAGACGGUAGCCCAAGCCAUAGAAGAAAAUGAUAUGCUUGCAGGAGAAGUUUAUGGAGAGAAGGCGAUUUUAGCUACGGAAACACGGGAACUCCAAUCUCGUCUGCUCAGUUUGUCAGACGAAAGGGACAACUCUAUUUCGAUUCUCGAUGAGAUGCAAGCAACUCUUGAAGCAAGAAUAGCUGCAGCAGAUGUUAUGCUGGAAGCAGCACAGGAAGUAAAGUUAGCUAAGGAAGAAGAGGCACGAAAAGCACUUGCUGAGCAAGACGCUCUCAUGCAGAAGCUAGUCGAGCAAGCAGUGACACUACGACAGGAGGAAGAGGAGAAUUCCAAGUUGCGGGACUUCCUAAUGAGUCGUGGGCAUAUAGUCGACAUGUUACAGGGAGAAAUUUCGGUUAUUUGUCAAGACGUGAGGCAUCUGAAGGAGAAGUUCGACAAGAAACUACCAUUAAGCCAAUCCCUUUCCUCUAGUCAAACAAGCUGCAUUCUAGCUUCCUCAGGUUCAUCUCUAAAAAGCACGGCUUUCAACUCGGCUCUCUUUUGCUUACCUUCAAAUGACAUCCCAUCUGAUUUGGCUUAUGAGAAAGGCGUGUCGCCUACUACCUCAAAGGAAGGAAGCCGAGCAUCCUCUGUUGGUAGCUUGUCGUCGGAGUCUCUUGAAGAAGGAGGAAGAGAAAUAAACUAUUCCAAAGCGUUUUCAGAUGAUGGGUGGGAUGUGUUUGACAAAGAUGCUGAGUUUGCUGAAGCUCCAUAUCUUGUGGAUGCAAAAGAAUAAAGACUGAGGGAAUUGUUAGGUUAGUCCCUUGCCUUUAAAUUCUUUUUCUUGUUCAGUUUUAUUUAGAUUAUAUUUUUGGUAGUUAGCAGACCAAAUAAAGUAAAAUCUCUUGUACAUAGAUGAAAACUUUUCUGAAGGGUUGAAGUCUUCAGACUUAUUGGUUACUUUUGUUUUGCUUCAGUAUAUAAGCCAAUGGAUUUGGAUAUUAGUUUUUUUUUUGGA